This is a messenger RNA of Dacryopinax primogenitus, 1151 nucleotides long. RefSeq lists its product as uncharacterized. The transcript is spliced from 5 exons. Lineage: Eukaryota; Fungi; Basidiomycota; Dacrymycetes; Dacrymycetales; Dacrymycetaceae. The record is from RefSeq and is a predicted model, not a curated record. The coding region runs from base 436 to 1074 and encodes 212 amino acids.
GUAUAUGUAUGAGUCUCAGCUGUCAGUAAUCAUUAUCUGCUGUUUGGUCACCAUUUUACUAUACCUGUACUGAGGACGGGCUUUGCCUGGCUUUGGUAUAGAGAGCAAGUGCAACGUCUCAGCCUUGCUUAGUCAGCAACCCAUUAGGGUCCUGACAUCGACUCUCCCAUAUUGGGAUACGCUCAUUACUACACACGCGCUACGCUUCUACACCUCAUACGACAUUCCUUCCAGCAUACCAGCAAACCCCACUUGCACAUAUACAUACCCUGCAUCAGUUACAUAUAUCUUGUUCGUGUCUGGGGAUCAAAACUGAAGAAGGAAGAUUUUGCACGUAGUAGUGUGAAUGACGGAGUGAGCGUAGGUGGGGAAGCCGGGGGCAAAGUCAUAUAAGCCCUGGCAGGCUCACCUGACGGCUGGACAGAACAUCGUUGAAUGUGCAACACGGGGACCUUUGGAGCGGUUUCUCCUACCGAAGUUCUCCCUAUCUUUCGUUCUCGUCCUUGGCCUUCCAACUUAGAGGUCAGCAGGUCUGCGCGCAAAAGCCAGGAAGAAGACUACCUCGCUGGAACUAUCUCCAGCCGCAGCGUCAUGGCUAGGACUAUGAACGGUAAUAAAUGCUCCUCCUUUCGAAGGGAGAGAGACAGUCAGCAACGGACAGAGAUUUACUCAUCCCAAUCGUCGUUUUCUAUCAGUCAUCUUACUCUCGAAAUGCAGCGCUUCCUCACCGCAGUCACCGAGGCCAUUGUCGGCGGUCUUGGGUGGAAGAAAUUCAUCAACCCAACCGUCACACGCGGUUCGACUGCUUGGCCUCGCGACUCGGGUGAGCAGGAGAAACACGGCGUCCGCUAUGACUAUGAUGGGGAGCAGGAGAUCGAUGGCACCGUCUACCACAAAUUCCAGAUGCAGGCGAAUGCCGGCAACAAGAUCCCGUCUACUAUCAAGAAGUGGCGCUCGAAGGCGGAUCGCGGCACGCACGUAGUCAUGGCGGAUGUGUUCGUUCCCAGGGGUGGAGGUAAGGACGACGUCGAGGCCGCUCUCAAAAAGGCCCACGAGGGAGUUAAGGGUGCUUAGUUGUCUUCUCCAUGUACACACCGCUCGCGCAAAUGCCGUUUGUUGAUUACGUCGAAUAUGUACUGGUAUCUCGCUUG